This is a messenger RNA of Naegleria fowleri, 1095 nucleotides long. RefSeq lists its product as uncharacterized. The record is from RefSeq and is a predicted model, not a curated record. Lineage: Eukaryota; Heterolobosea; Eutetramitea; Acrasida; Naegleriidae. Bases 1 to 1095 code for a protein of 364 amino acids. The transcript has a single exon.
AUGUCUUUACCAAAAUCGAACAAUGCCGAAUACAAGGCAGAAAUUGUACAAACUCGAUCUUUCUUACGUUUCUAUGCAGAUCAAGUUCAAUGUCUGAAAUUGGAGAAGGAAUAUCUUGGAAACUUAAAUACUUCAAAUCAUGAAGAGAAGAAGGCGAUGGAUUCCGAAAAUCUUCACAAACAUUCCGAUGCUACUUUGAAAAACCAAACUUCUUUUUAUCCAUUAUGCAUGGCAACGAUGGAUUAUUUCAGACGAGUAUCAAGUUUUAGUAGUGUUGGUAGUAAUGAUCUCGCAUCAUUGGAUUCAUCGUCUUUACAAAAGCCUUUGCUUUGGAUUUCCAAAAGUAAUGAUGAAGAAUAUUAUGAUCAAAGAAAUGGACAAAAGAUUAAGCAGGCUUCCAUAUCGGAAUAUAAUUUCUCUUCGUCAUCCUCUUUAAAUUCAAACAUGAUUCAUUUCAAUCAAUUUCAUUUCAAUUCAUUUUCAGAAAACAAUUCUCUUCAACAAAAUAUGCAACAACUUUCAGACACUUCAUCAUCACUAAUGGAACAACAAAUCGAACAGCAAGAGCAAUAUAUGAAUCAAGUGAGAAGAAGCCGCAUUCGAGAUGUAAUGCCUCAAUUUUUAAAUCGUCUCAGAGAAUGGAAAGCUGCAAAUCAUGGUGCGUAUAAGGAUGUGGAAUCUCAGGAUGAAACGACAAAAAUGUUUGAUAUAUUCUUGGCUGAUGUUCAACACAGACUUGCCAAUUGUUUGUCCAAUAAGAAAAACAAAUGGCAACAAGUGUUGGAAAUGCAUCACAGUGCAAAAGAUCUUCAGAUGAAUGGAAAUGUCACCAUGAAUCAUGAAUUAAUGGCAAAAUUUGCAUUUGCUCAUUGUGGAGCCUCUUAUCACGAGUUACUAUUCAAAGGAAUAAUGAUGAGUUGUGAGAAAUCAUUGAAAUUUUGUUUAGAGAAACAUAAUUUAAGAGAGAAUUUAGAAAAUGAAAAAGUGGGACACAUGUUUGACUGUUCCGAAGAAUUGCUGAAUAGUAGUGCCGAAUGCUCCAAAUUUGCAAAACAACGCAUCUUUGACUUGAUGAAAACACAUCUCAAAUACUGA